AUGGCGAGGCGAUUAUAGGAGCAUACUCUAGAAAGAGAGCAGCACGAAAGAUCUGCUCGUACUUGGAGACAGCAUUUGGAGCGAUCCAUUUAGGCUGCUUUCAGUUUCGUCGAAGGGUCGCGAGCGAAUAUCAGUCCAAGUCUCCUAUUGCGCGGCUCAUCAAACGGAACAUCCAGUCUUCAACAAGAUGGUUGUGCUCGCGGCAUCCAUCUGCACCCGCGGCGGGAAGCCCAUUAUCUCUCGUCAAUUCCGUGAUAUGUCACGCUCUCGUGUCGAAGUACUGCUCUCUUCUUUCCCUAAGCUCAUCUCGUCCAAUUCGCAGCACACGUCCAUCGAGACGGACUCCGUACGCUAUGUCUACCAACCGCUCGAGGACCUCUACAUGAUCCUCAUCACCAACAAGAACUCCAACAUCCUGCAGGACAUUGAUACCCUGCACUUGUUCAGUCGGCUAGUGACAGAUAUGUGUGGCAGUGCCACGAGCAUGACUGCUUCGGGUGCGCUCGGGGGUGCGGGAAUGUACGGGAAGAUUGGCAGUGGAAGGGUAGACGAGCGUCAGGUGCUCAGGCUGAGCUUCGAGCUUUUGGGCGCGUUUGAUGAGGUUAUCGCCAUGGGAUACCGGGAGAAUGUCAGUCUCAUGCAGAUCAAAAAUACGCUCGAGAUGGAGAGUCACGAAGAGAAGAUUCAGGAAAUUAUCGAGAGAAACAAGGAACAAGAAGCCAAAGAGGAACUCAAAAGAAGGGCUAAGCAGCUCGAGAUGCAGCGUCGCGAAGCUACGAGACGCGGCGUUCCCGCCUCCAACUUUGGGGCGCAGAUGGCCGCUGGCGGCCCUGGUGGCUUUGCAUCAGUGCAGCAGCAGGCUCCUGCGACAGUCCAUCGCGAGAAUCUCGGCGCCGAUCGAUCGGGCACAGGUUCCACCGGUGCUUUGUUGGCCAAGCCUUUCAAGGGAAAGGGAAUGCAGCUUGGGAAGAAGGCAAAGACUACCAGCAUCCUCGGCGACGCUGGGGCUGCCGCUGCCGCUGCGGCGGCAGCCUCGGAAGCUGCGAACGAAGCUGCGUCAGCCAGUGCGCCAGCACCGGUUGGGUCCCAGUCGGCUGCGACGAUCGCAUCCACACGCACACCAUCGGCAUCUGCAGCGGCAUCCGACCCCUCCUCCUUGCUGCCGCCCAUUAGUAGGGAAGCUGUGCAUAUUCUCGUGCGCGAGCGCAUCUCUUUGCAGGCGGACCGCGACGGAAGCGUCACGAGCAUGGAGCUCAAGGGUGACCUUGAAGUGCGCAUCUCCGACCCGGCACUCGCCAAGGUCCGGCUGUCGCUCGCGGAUACGGCUGCUCUGAGCGGUGGCGAUGCGGCAAUGAACUGGAAGACACAUCCACAUGUUGAUAAGGCACAAUGGAGCGCCGGAAAGGUCAUCGCCCUCAAAGACGCAAACAAGUCGUUCCCCGUCAACCAGACUCUUGGUGUUCUACGAUGGCGCAACACCGCUCUUGGCAAGGACGAGAGCAAUGUCCCGAUCAGCAUCACCUGCUGGCCUUCGCCCAACACGGAAGGUGGCGCGGAAGUGACGAUCGAAUUCAAUACCGAUGCGCUCGAGACAUCCGCACCCGAUGCGGUCCUGCGCGGUGUCAGCUUGAUCAUCCCGCUUCCCGCAACCCUUGCGGACCCAGCUUUGGACGUGGCCAUCGGCGAAGUUGCCGUCGGCGAGGCGCACGUUGCAGAGGAAGGCGAUGCGCUCAUCUGGCUCCUCGGGGAUGAGCUCAGGGCCGGCGAGAGCGGCAGUCUGGAGUUUACAGUCAGUAACGGAGUCGAGGGCGAGGAUGUCAGCUCUUUCUUCCCAGUCCAAGUUGACUUCUGGGGUGAGAGCACGAUCGGGAAAGUUCAGGUUGCAAGCAUAGUGUCGACCGCAAACGACUCGAACGUUUCGUUCUCGCAGCAGAGCAUUCUCAGCCCAGAGAGCUAUCACGUAGGGUAGAAGACACGCGCGGGAAUAUGCGCGUAAUGGAAAGAUUCUUAUCUCUUGCGUACGUGCUACACCAUUCACUAUACCAUCAGCCUCUUUUAAGUCAGCUUGCCGUGAUCGGCUCCUCUAACCCUCUUCUUGUAGUCGUUCGGACUCUCAAAUUGCUUUUGGCUCCAGAUGCCU
Molecule: messenger RNA, 2140 nt
Organism: Tilletiaria anomala UBC 951
Lineage: Eukaryota; Fungi; Basidiomycota; Exobasidiomycetes; Georgefischeriales; Tilletiariaceae
Exons: 5
Coding region: 188-1969 (593 amino acids)
Biological process (GO): retrograde vesicle-mediated transport, Golgi to endoplasmic reticulum; Golgi localization; endoplasmic reticulum to Golgi vesicle-mediated transport
Cellular component (GO): COPI vesicle coat; cytosol
Source: RefSeq, a predicted model, not a curated record